Messenger RNA from Dovyalis caffra, 618 nucleotides. Lineage: Eukaryota; Viridiplantae; Streptophyta; Magnoliopsida; Malpighiales; Salicaceae. The record is from the annotation of a GenBank genome assembly.
AUGGACAUAGGUUCAGCACUAGAGAGUGAUUAUCCAAGAAGACCUGCGAAGAAGAGGUCUCAUACAAGAAGGGGUGCCCAAGAUUGUGUCAUCAACAUGGCCGAAGCAAGAAGAGAAAUUGCUCAUUGUUUACACCUCCAUAGAUCAUCUUCAUCUUCGUCUUGUGUUUCAAAAAGGGAUCCUACCGAUUUCUUAGGUAAUAAUUACGGUAACCCAGACAUUAAUUUUAAGUCUUUUUUUGCCAGUAAUUCUCAGUACAAUUGCUAUUCAUUGAUGGAUACUUUGCCAACCCCUGAGCCUGUCUGGUCUACUACUACUACAACAGCGGUUUUUACAACACCACCUCCGAUGGAAACUACAGAAUUUGAGUGGGGAGACAAUCAAGCUGCUUCUUAUAGUUGGUGGCUAGGGUUUUUAAAGACCUUGGAUGGUAAUAGUACUACUACUACUACCCCAGGUGUAAAAGAUGACACAGAAAUGAGGGAUCCUAGAGUGUUUGGUCAGUGUGAGAUUAAUGUUUCAGGGCUUGGAGAAUCAAGUGACCAGCUUAGCUCAUCUACAGAUGAUUGGUUGAUGUUUCCAAAUAAUGAAGAUCCAGGGGAGAGGCAAGUCCCCUAA